This is a messenger RNA of Theileria orientalis strain Shintoku, 957 nucleotides long. RefSeq lists its product with no specific name. The transcript has 8 exons. The record is from RefSeq and is a predicted model, not a curated record. Bases 1 to 957 code for a protein of 318 amino acids. NCBI's taxonomy places the organism in Eukaryota, Apicomplexa, Aconoidasida, Piroplasmida, Theileriidae.
AUGGAUCAAGCAGAGACUGUAGAAGAUCUUCAGGCAAAUUUAGACGAAUAUAAAAAGCAACUUUCUUCCGUUGAAGAUGCUCUUAAGGAUGACCCUGAAAACCAGGAGUUUUUGUCCCUUAAAAGGGAUUUAAACGAAGUCAUUGUCUUGACAAAUGACCUAAUUAAGUAUAAACAAUCAAAUGAUGAACUCAUAAAACAGGGUGUUAUACACCUUGAGGAUAUCAAGGAUGUUGAUAUAUCAACGUCUAUUUUUGUUGGCAGGACGUGUGUAGUACUUUAUAAUGGCAAACAGAAGUAUGGAGAGGUGGUACAAGUUAUGGGCGACCAGCCUACUGAUUUGACAAUUAUCGAAUUGCUUGGAUCGAGAGAAAAGUGUAGCCUCGCCCUCAAAGAUUUGAGGCUUCUGGAGCCACCACUACCUGUACAGUGUAAACCAGGAUCUCUGGUACAAGCAUUAUAUGCAGAUGACGGUCGUUGGUACGACUGUAUAAUUAAUCGCCAAACUGAAAAGGGAUAUGUUGUAACAUAUAAGGACUACAAUACCUCAGAAGAGGUCAAGAGAGAUAGAAUAAGACUGAAGAUAAGAAAUGAGAUUAAAACAACGGAUGUUAAAGAAAUUGUAACGCCUGCUGGGUACGUGAUACCAGAGAACUUGAUAAUUAAAAAGACCGAUAACGAGAAGGAGAAGCUGCGGAAGAGGAAGUUGGUCCAGAGCCUGAAAAAGCAGCAGAAAACCAUGAAAGAGCACGAAGACUCAUAUAAAAGAGCCAGUAAUUGGAGAAAAUUUCAAAAGAAGUCUGGCAUGAAGAAUAAGGCAGGAUACAUGACCGGGAAAAGGGACACAUCGAUAUUCAACACGGAUGAACCUGCAUCGAAUGUGUCAGGAAUUGAUCAAAAUGUGUAUAAUAGCUUUAUUCCGAGGAAGAAGUUUGAUUACACAUCAGAAAUGUUCUGA